UUCUAUGAAACACUUUUUUUGGUGAACAUUCAGUCUUGCGUGGAAACUUAGAAAUUGUGUUUGUAAAUAGUUCGUUAUUAUUUCAGGCGGUAAAAAUAGACUAGGUUAACCUUUACUUCGAUCUAAAAAUAAAUUUAAGACAGCCCUCUCUUAUCUAGAUCACAAAUUUAAUUGCAUCAAAGCAAAUAAAUUAUAAUUAUUAAUAGUCGUUAUAAAUUAUAUACAGAAACGAGUCUUUCCUCAAACAAAUAUUUUAGCCGCAACAAUUUUAUUUGCUGUGCUUUUUGGAUUACCUAUUUACUGCAAAAGAACUUUGAGGGUAACAAACAACAUAAUGGUGAGCAGGAAUGAAGAAAAAUUAAAUUCGUUGAUCAAAUCAUAUUUAAAAAAAUACGAUUGCUGCAUAAGUGGAAGAUCGCAAGACCUUUGGUGCAUAAAACAAUCUCCGUUGGGUGGUUUUGGGAUCUUCGCCACGCAAGAUAUCGAGCCAGGUGAGCUGAUCUUUUUGGAUCACCCCGUACUUCUAGGACCCAGGUAUCUGAACGAUUUACCAGAUAAUUGCACCACUUGUUAUUGCAAAGUCAAUAUCAAGAAAUGUAACAAUUGCGGACUCUUAGUAUGCGAAAGUUGUUCAAUAUCUGAAAAUCAUUUGAAAGAAUGUAAUUUACUGCAAAAAUUAAAAAAUGGCCACGAUUUGUUGGAAAAGAAUCGGCAAUUGACGAAAUGUCUAACGCCUCUGAGGUCAUUACUUCUUGAUAAAGAAGAUUUGAAAGUAGUUGCUAGCUUAAAAUCGCAUAAAGGUAGUCAACACGGUUAUGAAGUCCACACAUUGACAGAAGAUCUAAAAUUACAAUUUUCAUCGGAAGAAAAAGAGUUUUUAUAUUUCGUUUGUACUGUUUUAGAUGCCAACGCGUAUGAAGUUUCAAUAGAGUCAUGUGAUAGUAACAGAGGUCUUUAUCCUCUUGGUAGUUUAUCGAAUCAUCGAUGUUUUCCCAAUGUGUUCCAUGUUUUUGACGAAAAACACAGGAUGGUCGUAAGGGCAUCAGUUUUUAUACCCAAAAAUACAGAAUUAUUUAAUAGUUAUACAAUAUUAUUAUGGGGGACUAUUACUAGGAUAACACAUUUAAAAAAUACCAAACAUUUCAUUUGUAAAUGUGACAGAUGCAAAGACCCAUCCGAAUUUGGUACAUACCUGUCAUCCGUCAAAUGUAAAAAAUGUCCAGGAAACUUACUGCCCAUAAACCCUUUACAAAAUUCAAACUGGCAAUGCGAUACAUGCACCUCUGUGGAACCAUUAAAAGAAGUAUACAGAACCUUAUCUUUAGUAGGGUCAGUAUUGAGAGGCUUUAACAAUGAGUUCGAACUCAUCCAUAGGUUCCUAACGAAAAAAUUGAUAACCUUGGUUCCUGAUUCUAAUCAAGUAGCUGUGGAACUUAAAAAGAAAAUUAUAUGGAUUUUGGGAUACGAGCAAGGGUAUUUAUUGCACGAAUUGCCAUUGGAACUUUUGCUGCUGAAAAGACAAUUUUGCAAAGACAUUUUAGAUAUAUUAAUAAAAUUAAAACGCGGAAAAUGCAAAUUAAGAGGACUUUUAUGUUAUGAACUCUACUUGUGUACUGAAGAGUUGAAACUUAGACAAAACUUUGAUCAAUGCGAUAGUAAGAUUUUUGAAGACGAUUCGAAAGCAAAUCUUCUCGAAGCCAUCGACAUUUUAAAAUACGAUUCCAGCGUUUCAGACAGUUUGAGGCAAAAAAUUAACGAAAACCAAUAAAAACGAGACUUUUAUCAUAAAAUAUUGUCUAUUAAUAUUACUAUUCAGUGUUUUAUAAAUAUAAUACCUAAGUACAUAUAAUUUAUUAUAAAUUUAAAUAAAAAUAAAGUGUUUAUCACAUUAUCAUCAAAAGUUAUUUUACCGUACAUUAUAAUGUAUGUACUGGCAACCCGAAUAGAGAAGAUACUAUUACAAGGUGUGCAUUCGUCUGCUAUUAUCGAUCCCCUUGGUAACAUCGAGUCAGUAGAGCCGCGCUAGUAAAUUGGCUUAAACGUUUACGUCACUGAACUAGUUUGAAGUAUAUAAGUUUAAAAUCUAUAUUUGUUUUGAAGUAAUGACGUAAUAGUGUCUUCUUUAUUCGGGUUGACCUUAGAUAA
Molecule: messenger RNA, 2145 nt
Organism: Psylliodes chrysocephalus
Lineage: Eukaryota; Metazoa; Arthropoda; Insecta; Coleoptera; Chrysomelidae
Source: the annotation of a GenBank genome assembly